Messenger RNA from Physcomitrium patens, 2118 nucleotides. RefSeq lists its product as uncharacterized. NCBI's taxonomy places the organism in Eukaryota, Viridiplantae, Streptophyta, Bryopsida, Funariales, Funariaceae. Gene Ontology annotation, cellular component: membrane. The record is from RefSeq and is a predicted model, not a curated record.
GACGCGUUCCCAUCAGAACGUCACACACGCGAAACGGGACCCGAGACCCUAAUUUCAAGUGCAAUCUUCUUCCGGGGGGAGUGAUGGUGUUGUGACUUUGCGGCAGAUUGUUGGAUCGAUUGUUGGGGGACAAUUGCAACAGGUUAGACUUUUCUACGAUCGUUUUCUGAAUAGGUGUGCAAUUGGACUCCUCUUUGCGUUUUCGAUUCUGCGGUUGCGUGAUAUUCGCGAAGUUUACACUUUCCUAGGGUGUUGAAGUAGAAGAAUCAGGAUGUGGGCAGCCGGAUGUUUGGCGUCGUGUUGCGCAUCAUGCGCAUGCUCGGCAUGUCAGGGGGUAGCAAGUGGUAUUUCUCGGCGCUCAGCUAGGAUUGCCUAUUGCGGCCUAUUUGCUUUGUCACUUAUUGUUUCGUGGCUUCUCCGUGACUUCGCCGGGCCUUUGCUUGCGAAGAUACCAUGGAUCAACACCUUCACCGACACGCCCAGUCCAGAGUGGUUUGCCACACAAGCGGUUCUCCGUGUGAGUUUGGGGAAUUUUCUGUUUUUCUUAGCGUUUGCAAUCCUCAUGAUUGGUGUUAAGGACCAGCGUGAGCAGCGAGAUUCGUGGCACCAUGGCGGCUGGAUGGUGAAGCUUAUACUGUGGUGUAUUACGAUAAUACUUAUGUUUUUCCUCCCAAACGGUCUCGUCAGUGCUUAUGGCAGCGUUUCCCGCUUUGGUUCAGGUCUGUUUUUGUUGAUCCAGGUUGUCAUUCUCCUUGACUUUACUCACAACUGGAAUGCUGCCUGGGUUGCCAAGGAUGAACAGUUCUGGUAUAUAGCAUUGCUAGCUGUAUCCAUUGGUUGCUAUUUGGCAAGCUUUGUAUUCUCUGGAUUCCUAUUCCACUGGUUUACACCGUCAGGAGUCGAUUGUGAGCUAAAUACUUUCGUCAUUGCCUUCACUCUCAUUCUUGGUGUAUCCUUUGCUAUCGUUUCCCUGCAUCCUCAGGUGAAUGGCAGUCUUUUACCAGCUGGCGUGAUAGCAGCUUAUUGCACCUACCUUUGCUACAGUGCGUUGUCAAGUGAGCCUCGGAAUUAUGAGUGCAAUGGCCUUCACAAGCAUGUGAAUGCUGUAUCGAAGGGAACCCUUGGCCUGGGCAUGCUUACCACUCUUCUCUCUGUUGUGUACUCUGCUGUGCGCGCCGGUUCAUCCACUACCUUCCUGUCCCCACCCAAUUCUCCAAGAGAAGGAUCAUCUAAGAAGGCUCUUCUUGCAAAAGACGAUGUUGAAGGAGCUCUAGACAGUGAUUCAGAUGAUGAUGAUAAACCGAUUCGCCGAGGAGGGAGACACAGCAAGGAGCCUCGCCCAGUUACAUAUGUCUAUAGUUUCUUCCACUUGAUCUUUGCCCUCGCUAGCAUGUACUCUGCUAUGCUUCUUACUGGUUGGGGAAAUGCGAACAUGGCUGAGAAGGACAUCAUCGAUGUGGGCUGGCCGUCUUUCUGGGUCCGUUUCAGCACUGAAAUGAUUACCGCUGGACUUUACAUCUGGUCUCUCGUCGCUCCUCAACUUUUCCCCGACCGCGACUUUUCCUAGAUGCCAGUUGCAAUAUAUAGUAGGCGUACUUAUGGUGGCCGCUCUCCAUCAACCCCUACCUGCUGCAUCCAAUGUAUAUAGAUUUUGGGUUCCUCUAAAUUUCAUCUAGUGUGUUUCCAAGUUCAUCUUUAAAUGUUCAAAAGUACCUUGGAAAGGCUAUUCUAGAUUCUCAGACAUCGUCACGUGGUUUGAAUCAAAUCAGUUUUUUGGGAAAUCAUUGUUAGUUUAUGUAGGCUAUUGUUUGCAAGUACUGGUGGCUGACGUGCAAUCGAUGCUUUUCCUCCUCCAGUCAUGUAGUAUUUGUCACAUCCCUUGGUUAUGGAUAGAAAAGGGGAUGCUCUGCUGUAGUGGCACUUGAUUAAAUAAUGGUGUUUGAUAGACACCUCUCCAGUUUUCUGUAGGUUAACUCCUUUGUGCUCAUUGGUGAGUAACGUUGCUUUUGUAUAACACCUGUGCGGUAUUAGUCUGAAAGAGAUUGUGGGAUCCCAAUUGGAUAGCAGAAUUCCACUUGGGUCAAAUUUCUUUUAUGUAACAUUAUAUGAUUUUUUGCA